AUGAUUUGUAUAAUAUAUUUAAUGACGUCAUCUCCUUUAAAAGAAGAAGCAAUUUUCAAUUUAACAAAUUUUGGUGCCAACGGAUCUCUUCAAUCGUUAUUCCUCUCUCAUCAACAAACAAGCACAUCAGAUAUGGCUUCAUCAUCUCCUUCUAAGGAGUCAAGUCCUCAGUGUGACACUCCUAAUUCAGGGGAUCCUUUGAUUAAUUCUCUUUAUAUGAAUACCCAAGAUCUUAAUACAACUGUUGAUACCUCAUCUGUUGGUAAUGGUGGACUUCUACCAAAUGGUAAAAAAACAAAAGGACGUGUUAAAAUAAAAAUGGAAUAUAUUGGUAAUAAACUUCGUAGGUAUACCACAUUUUCUAAAAGGAAGACAGGUAUCAUGAAAAAAGCUUAUGAAUUAAGUACAUUAACAGGAACUCAAGUUAUGUUAUUGGUCGCUAGUGAAACCGGUCAUGUUUACACUUUUGCAACAAGUAAACUGAAACCAAUGAUUAGUAGCGAUGUUGGUAGGAAUCUAAUUCAAACAUGUUUAAAUACUCCUGAUGAUAAAGUUGAUGAUACUACUAGUUGUAAAACAGAAUUUACUUUUGAACCACCAAUGGGCUCUGUAGGGAGUGGUUCGAGAAAAAGAAAAUUUCAUGAUACAGAGAAUAUUUCUCUUCAAUCUAUGAUUAAUCCUUCAACAUUAAACAUUACUUCUGUUACACAGGAUGAUUUUGAAUCUGACAAUGAUUCCGAUUCCGGUGAUGCAGCAGAAACAUCUUCUGCCUUCCUUCUUCAAUCUUCACAAAAAGAUAUAUCUGAUAAAGAAAAACAAAGAAAUUUACAGCAAACUCUUAAAGAUGCUCUUAAAGCUGCAGCUAAUCAAAGAGAAAUUCAAAAGAAAAAUAAAGAAAGUAAUGUAUCAAAAAGUAGUAGAAAUAAAUCUGGAUUACAAAAUGGAGAACAAAAUUCAGUUGCUAGUUUAUUUAAUCCAAAUAUCUUUACAAAUAACAAUACAGGAAACACAACACCUGAAAUAAAUGCUUUUGUGCCAUUUUUAUUGCAAAACUUGUUAAAUUCUUAUGCUACCAAUAAUAAUCAAGUUUUCAAUACUUCAUCUACCAACGAAAAUAGUACUUUAAAUGAUAACCAGAUUUAG
This is a messenger RNA of Strongyloides ratti, 1143 nucleotides long. Its product is annotated as Serum response factor. The transcript is spliced from 5 exons. Bases 1 to 1143 code for a protein of 380 amino acids. Lineage: Eukaryota; Metazoa; Nematoda; Chromadorea; Rhabditida; Strongyloididae. Gene Ontology annotation, molecular function: DNA-binding transcription factor activity, RNA polymerase II-specific; RNA polymerase II cis-regulatory region sequence-specific DNA binding; protein dimerization activity. The record is from RefSeq and is a predicted model, not a curated record. Gene Ontology annotation, biological process: positive regulation of transcription by RNA polymerase II.